AUGGAAAAGCAAAUCGUUAUCAUCGGAGCCGGAGCUUCAGGAGUGGCAGCCGCCACAAAACUUGUGUCGAAUGGCUUUAGCAACGUAACAAUUUUGGAAGCUGGAAAUCGCAUCGGCGGAAGAAUCAACACCAUCCCAUUUGGAGAGAAUGUUGUCGACAUGGGCGCACAAUGGUGCCAUGGUGAAACAGGUAAUGUUGUCUAUGAAAUGGCCAAAGAUAAAAAUCUGUUGGCUCAUAGUACCGAAGAAAGUCGAGGCAAUCGGUAUGUUCGAUCAAAUGGUGAAGAGAUUCCAAUGGAACUUUGCAAAAAAAUCACUGCUCUUAUUAUGGACAUUAUGGGAGACCAUUAUGAAGAAGAACGAAAGUCAUAUGGGUCAAGUGGUAACUUUUAUGCUGCAAAAUUCAUGAAAGCUCUUGAAUCCGAUGAAUUCAAGGAAGUUGACUCUGAAUUGGCACACGAAUGUAUGGAAUUAUUUCAAAACGUGGUGAAUUCAAUCGAUGGAUGCGAUACAUGGUAUGAACUGUCAACAAAUUACCAUGAAUACGAAGAGUGUGAGGGUGAUUACAUCAUGAAUUGGAAGGACAAGGGUUAUGCUACUGUUUUGGACUUAAUGCAGAAUAAAAUUCCUGACACCCAAAAUCCUCAGUCCGUAAUAGAUGUUAUUCCAUUGACUAAAUUUAAUAAAGAAGUGGUCAAAGUUUGCUAUAAUCAACCCGGUGCACCCGCAAAAAUUACAUUAAAAGAACGAUGUUUGAGUAUGUUCGAACCGUUGCUACCGCUAUGGAAAUACAAUAGCAUCGACGGCAUGAUGAUUGGAACUGUUGACAAAAUCUUUUUGGAAUUCGAUAAACCAUUUUGGAGUGAAAAUUGGGAAGGAUUCAGUUGCUUGUGGAAGUUGGAGCAAGUGAAAGAAGUGCGCGAGGAUCCGGUGAAUGGAGAUUGGCUUGAAGGAAUCAGCGGUUUCUAUCCGUUCAAUCCACUGCAACCGAAUGUUAUUUGCGGAUGGAUCACCGGCAAAUUGGCAUGCAAAAUGGAGGAAAAGUCUGAUGUUGAAGUUAAAAAUGGCGCUGAAAAGGUUCUUCGCAUGUUUUUAAGGCAUUUAGACAUUCCGGAUGCUAAGAAAAUGGUUCGCUCAACAUGGCAUUCAAACCCUCUAUUUCGUGGAUCCUAUUCGCACUUUGUUCUGAAAGCAGAAGCUUUGGAAACAAAUAAUCGACAAUUGGCUGAACCGAUAAAUGACUCGAAUGGAAAGCCAGUUAUUCAAUUCGCUGGAGAAGCCACUAGCCCCAAGUACUUUUCAAACGUACAUGGGGCAGUUGAUGCUGGAUGGCGCGAUGCUGAACGACUCAUUAAUUUAUACAAAUAG
Messenger RNA from Contarinia nasturtii (swede midge), 1368 nucleotides. Its product is annotated as spermine oxidase-like. The coding region runs from base 1 to 1368 and encodes 455 amino acids. Gene Ontology annotation, molecular function: polyamine oxidase activity. NCBI's taxonomy places the organism in Eukaryota, Metazoa, Arthropoda, Insecta, Diptera, Cecidomyiidae. The transcript is spliced from 6 exons. The record is from RefSeq and is a predicted model, not a curated record.